AUGUUGAGUAUUCAACCGCGGUGCUUACAAGCAAUCACCCUAUAUGGGGUCGUUUGGUACUUCCGCAAUACUUCUCGUUCACAAGAUGUCGCUUUAGCCAUCUCGAAUGGUCUUAACCUUAGCGAAGAAAUCGCGUCAGGCGUGUUGGAGCGUGCGGAACGACUCGCUGCCACCAGAGGCGCCAGAAUACUCAUCACAAACCUGAGCAAAUCAUUUGUUAUGACUAGCGGCAUAGCUUCAGGCGCUAUUCGCAAUUUCUUCUACGCUCAGGAGGUCAUGUGGAUGCAGAUGGAUUUACUCCCAUGUUACAUCAAACUUCGCUUCUUCGGGCCUGGUUACGAUCAGCUGUUAUCUGAUGAGGGGCUGCAAGCUACUCCCAGCAUCUCAAACGAGGAAUUGGCAUCGACGGCAAACACUUCAGACUCCACAGCCUUCACCCUAGAACAAAUCGCUAACUUUAGCACGAUGACAGUUACUCAAAAGUCCAGGAACACGACAAAUUCUCCCGUCAUGACCUCGGUCGCAGACCAGACUCUGGCGCAGAAUUACUCCCUUGUAGGCCCUGAAGCAACUACCAUGGAAGGCGCGACCCAGAACGAACAUCAGAAAGGCACUGAACAUACUUCAAGGUUAGCGACUGAUCCAUCGAUUUGCAAGAAUGGUAACGGAGGGGUGGAUUGUGACGACGAAAAGACGGUGUCGCAGAAAUCACAAAAAGUCGGCAAGCGAGAUGAAAGGAGCGUUCAACAUUGUCCAGGGGUAACCAGUGACGGCAACAAAUGUAGCCGUUGGAGGUUCAUGAUAGCAGAGCGCAGCACAGAGACAUGGUUUUGCUCCCAAGCUCACCGCAAACAGUGGGAUGAAGGUGAGAUCAUCGCCAGGUAG
Bipolaris victoriae FI3 is the source of this 885-nucleotide messenger RNA. RefSeq lists its product as hypothetical. Bases 1 to 885 code for a protein of 294 amino acids. NCBI's taxonomy places the organism in Eukaryota, Fungi, Ascomycota, Dothideomycetes, Pleosporales, Pleosporaceae. The transcript is spliced from 2 exons. The record is from RefSeq and is a predicted model, not a curated record.